Messenger RNA from Histoplasma capsulatum G186AR, 2898 nucleotides. RefSeq names its product 3',5'-cyclic-nucleotide phosphodiesterase regA. Bases 1 to 2898 code for a protein of 965 amino acids. Gene Ontology annotation, molecular function: 3',5'-cyclic-nucleotide phosphodiesterase activity. Lineage: Eukaryota; Fungi; Ascomycota; Eurotiomycetes; Onygenales; Ajellomycetaceae. The record is from RefSeq and is a predicted model, not a curated record. Gene Ontology annotation, biological process: signal transduction. The transcript has 6 exons.
AUGGAGCUUGGAGAAGCUUGCGCUGUGUACCUCGACGACCGUGUGAAAGACGAACGUUGGGUAGUCAGGAAUUCUGACUCGACUGCUGGAGGAACAUACACUGGAUUAGAAACUUCAGCUGCUGAAGACGACGAAAUCCACACCAAUACGCGGCUUUUUCUUGGUAUUUUCAGGAAAGUUUACCUUUCCAACUCGAGAAAAUCAUUCGGCGAACAGUUGACGGAGCUCAACGCAACUUGUCGACCUAAAUCUAAUCCCUUAUUCGCCCUUGUUUCCAUUGCCGUCGACAAUUCAUCUGAGCCACUAGAGCAAUCAUCUCAAAGUCGGUCUAUGGCUCCCCUCACGUCGUCAUCGACAUCCAACAACAAAGUUGGCCGGUUUCUCCGAUUCUCGUCAGAAUCGGAUGACUUCUGCAUGCUAGAGGUUCUUGCCAGAUUCUCCGCGAACCUGAGACUUCAGACUGAAGUGAACCUUGCCAUUCCCGUCGCAUUGUUGCGUUUCGUACGGGAAGGCGUUGAUUGUGAAAGAUCGAUAGAAGCUAAAGCUGAAGACCAUGAAACCCUAGUUGAGAACACUGUAACCGGUUUGCCCUUGGUAAACGGGUGCGUAUAUCGUUGCUUGGAGGCGGGGGCUUGCGAUGUCCUUGUAGCCCCUUUAACUGCGUCAAGGCUUGAGACCCUCACAGUCCAGGCAUAUAGAAUAUUUAUGUCAGCCAAAAAACAACAAUUGCUGGAUACAGGAGCCGGGAGACCCAAGAAACACUCAUGGGUUGGUACGAACGACCACCCGUUAUACUCCUAUCUUCGAGAGACCAUGGUAACUAAACUAAUGAAACAAAUAUGUGAUCCCGGCGAGGAGCUGGAGAAAUAUGAAAGUGAUCUUCAUGUCCUACCAUCACGAAAACGACUCGUUGAAGCUGAAAUCGGCAAAUGGGAUUUCUCAGCCCAUGAUUUUUCAGAGGAUGAACUUGUAUAUGCCGGAACCGUAAUUCUAGAACAUGCAUUGCAAAUGCCGGAAUUAGAACCCUGGCGAAUCUCCUCGGAGCAAAUUCGUUCAUUCUUGCUUGCCACUCGUGUCACAUACAAUAGCUUCGUCCUAUAUCAUAAUUUCCGCCACGCUAUAGAUGUCCUACAAUCGACCUUUCACCUUCUAGUUAGCAUCGGGGCCCUACCCCCUUACCCGAAUGGAACUAGACGACUCUCGGCAGUGAGCCCAAUGGCAUUAUUGCUGACCCCUGCCAACGCUUUAACCCUCCUGAUCACAGCCAUUGGACAUGACGUUGGUCAUCCGGGUGUGAACAAUGUAUUUCUCGUCCGGUUGAAUGCUCCGCUAGCCCAGCUGUACAACGAUACUUCCGUUCUAGAAUCCUUCCACUGCGCUGCAUAUUCCCAGCUUCUACGAUCCUAUUGGCCCUCAUUUGUCAUGGAUAUGAAACUUCGUAAAUUGAUGAUCAGCUCCAUCCUUGCGACUGAUAUGGGUGUCCAUUUCAAGUUCAUGGAAAGCUUAGGCAAACUUCGGGAGAAAUACCAUGAAACCGACUCGACGGACCGGUGGACAGACAAUGAAAUAGAGACUAAUCGGGCCUUACUUUGUGGCUUACUGAUGAAAUGCGCCGACAUUAGCAACGUGGCCCGCACUUGGGACAUUGCGAAACGAUGGACAAAUGUCUUGCAGGAGGAAUUCGCCCAGCAAGGAAACAUGGAGAAGACCAUCGGAAUGGAGACGGCGCUCUUCGGUGGCCCUCCGGAACUUGGAAAUGUUCCUAAACUCGCCAGAAGUCAAAUCGAUUUCAUAAAAUUAUUUGCCCUGCCUCUUUUUGAAAAUUUGGCCGAUCUGCUACCAGAUAUGGCAUUUACCACCGUGGAAAUAAGACGGAACAAGUCGAUAUGGCGGGAGAUAAUAAAUCGAGAGGUACAAAGCAGGAUGUCACUAGAAUUGAUCCAAAGCAGUACAACAACACCAUUGGCACAAUCCGAUUCACAUCUUCCUUCAUCGGAUGUUAAGAAUGAAGACUUCAGCGAAACUCCCCUGGAUGAGUCGGCUGUCAAUAUUCAUAGGGUCCUGCCUGCCCCCUGGAACCUACCACCAACCCUUGGCAAUGUUCAACCUUGUGGAACCUAUGAACACUCUGAUGUUGAUAAGGACUCUCGUGGCUCGAGCGGCGGCUCUCGUCCCCUUGCAAUAUCGACGACAGACCCUUCUGGACAUACUGAUCCAGGAGCAGAAGACAAUCAAGCACCUCAUUCCCGGCGUUACCAAUGUCAUCGCCAGUUCCAGCGCUCAUCAGGCCGUGCCUCAAACGGAACGACAGUGAAUCGCCAAAGCGACAUGACUAGCGGAACGCGCACGCAAAGCACGAGCACGGACACGAACAAUACAGUUAUGACCCCCAUUUCUUCAACCACACAACCCAGCAGCCUUAGCAGUCUAAAUAGUAGUAGUGAUGAUGAACAUGAUCGCGUGCGCCAUGGAUUCGACCGCGAUGCAGCAAAUGGUCCGUCCGGCAACAUCCGUUCCGAAAACCACCGCGAUUUGGGGACCAGCAGUCGUGCCAGCCCCAUGGUUGUGCCACAUCCGGCGAACUCUGGGCGCCCAAGCAUUCUUCAUACCUUCCACAGCGACGUCGAGGAUGGGAAAACCCCACACUUUAUGGCUGCCUUUAUCGACAAAAACUUCGGCCACCAUGCCCAAGGGAAUGGUGUCACCAUCACAAACUCAAACCCCCCCUCCAAUAACUACAUGUCGACCGAUUCCGCACAUCACAAUUUCUCUCCAGCCAACCACCAUAUGCACGACACUAAUGGGAUCAACAACCGGACUGUCCCUCGACGACGGAGUCGCUUACGGCUUGCCUUCUGGCGCCGCAACAGGGAAAUCGUCUCUGCUGAACAUGACUGA